Cooperia oncophora is the source of this 375-nucleotide messenger RNA. The record is from the annotation of a GenBank genome assembly. NCBI's taxonomy places the organism in Eukaryota, Metazoa, Nematoda, Chromadorea, Rhabditida, Trichostrongylidae.
AUGGCCAGUAAUGCGGAGAAAGUGGCUCGAAUGAACUCAUUGCUGAAUAGGAAGAGGAAAGUAGAAAUCGGUAGCCAGGUGGCGGAGGAGUCUUCGGCAGGGCCCUCAACAGAACCAAAGGAGAACCCUGAGGAGAAGUUGGCGUCGAAACUUACACGUGUCGAAGAGGAAAAGAGAAAAGCCACAGAACUGAUCCUCCGGGAGGCGAAACGAGCUAAAGAACGAGCGGAGCAGUUCGGACCUCAGGGCUGGUUACGACCAAAGAGCCUCAACACGAAUAAGCAAUUUCUUCAUCGUACGUUAGCGGCUACCUUACCAGAAAGGAGGCAACCAGAAAAGAAGCAGAGAAAGCGGAGAACGAGCGAGAACAUCUGA